Molecule: messenger RNA, 1309 nt
Organism: Adelges cooleyi (spruce gall adelgid)
Lineage: Eukaryota; Metazoa; Arthropoda; Insecta; Hemiptera; Adelgidae
Exons: 11
Coding region: 513-1181 (222 amino acids)
Source: RefSeq, a predicted model, not a curated record
GUCUUACUAGUAAUUUAUUUUUGUAAUUUUACUUUUCUUGGUUCACUGUGUAGUUGUCUGUUCAGAAGGAAUACGAAUACUCGUAAAAAAAAAAUAAAUCUUAAACAUUUUUUUUUUUUAAUUACUUUUGGUACAAUUUUCACUUUUUUGUCCAUUUGGUGCUAGUUCUACUGAAUCCUUAACUUUUCUAUUAGUCUUAUGUUUAGGAUAAGAAAAAAUUAUUAAGCGACACGAAUUAGAACUCUGAUUUAUUAGAGCAUAUUGACAACAAUUUAGGUGCUCGUUCACGUUUCUAAGUUGAUAGAAUUGGUUAAAUUUUUUAGAGUAACUCAAAUAUAAUUUAACAUAUACUAGCCACCUGUGCGCCCCACUAGUAGUUUGUAAAUUUAAUAAUAUAUUUAUAAUUAUCACAACAAAUAAAUUUGCAUGCAUUAAAAUAAGUUAAACACGAACCUAUUCAGUGAAACUUAGGUAAGAUUUACUUCAGUGGCGGUAAAAAAUGUCAUAUAAAAAUGAAACUUUUAAGUGUGCUAAUAUCAUUUUGCUUGGGUAGUAAAAAUCAACAAAAAAACAUUAAAAUUCUUUUUAUAGAGACUUAUAUUAAAGCAGUUAUAAACACAAACUUGCAUAUGGUGACAGCAGCAGAUGAAAUGCCACAAGUAAUCCAAAAUAUUAUUCGUGGAACAUAUACGAUGGCGCAAAUUUCUUAUAUGUUGGCAGUAAUACCAGAACCACGAUACUAUACCUUAAGCGAUAUGCUACGGAUCCAGCUUCUAAUGCAAGAAGAAAUAAAUAAUGAGACAGAAGUUGAUGCACCUCAAAUAGACGGAGAGAUUUUUGUUGCGGAAGUUAAUCUGCCAGUUUACGGUCAAGCAAGAAGAGUUAUAACGAAACACGCUACAAAAGCUUUAAUCAGUUCUGAAAUAGAUGCAAACCAACAUCGAAUACAACCAAUCAAAUAUUUCAAAGAUUCUCUCGAGAUGUGUCGUUUACUAGGAUUGUUCAGAAGUAUUAAAUACCCAAAUAACUACAUAAUAGAUGCCGUGAUUGAUGAGACUGAAACUUGUACUCUAACAGAUUUAAACAGCAAUCGUAUCAGAUACGUAUCCGUUGCAGACCAUAUUUGGAGUUUAAACUCUAAUAAUGAACUAGAUAUGCCAUUUGAUAUAAAUUUAGCAUAGUUUAGAACAGGAAUUAUAAAGAUAAAUAUUGUGUUAUAUUUAAAUAAUUUUUGUACACCGCUGUAAUAUCCAAGUUGUCGUUAAAUUAAAUGUAUUCAAUAAUAAAGAGUUUUAAUCGUGACUAAAAA